This is a messenger RNA of Hydatigera taeniaeformis, 288 nucleotides long. NCBI's taxonomy places the organism in Eukaryota, Metazoa, Platyhelminthes, Cestoda, Cyclophyllidea, Taeniidae. The record is from the annotation of a GenBank genome assembly.
AUGCUAUUGUGCAAGUCUGAUAACUUAUCCUUUGCUGCACCUCUGCGACUCCGCUCAGUUUGCCCCUCCAAACAGGUGGUUAUCACUCGCCUUUUCACACGCGCUCUCAUAUUCCUGGGUCAUUACUGCAGGUCUGUUGUCAUAAUCCGCAAUGAAAAUCUUCUUAUUCCGCGUCGGAGUUGGUGUUCACGAUUUAUGAGAGCCGUCACCUCAUCGUCUUCAGCCGCACAACCGCUCAAAACGAGUCACGGUAAGUUUCUUGCUGAAAUCGAUGCCGCCAAGCGAUGA